GGCAGACUCUCUGCCCGCCGUCAGUCGCAGUGACCGACACAACGGUGACAAAAAGAAGGCAAGGAUGGUUGCGUUCCCUCUUGAAUCGUUUGCCAGCGUGAGCUGUCGCCGCCAACACGUCAAGGCCAUCGUUGCACAUCCAGGAGGUGACCUCUUGGCUGUGUACAACCAUGGUGUCCUCCGCAUAUCGGCCGACAAUGAGGCCACCCCUCUUGCUGGCGGUGACAGGCCUGGCUCGGCAGGUCGGUGAGGGGCAGUCUGGGAGGGAAGGAGGGAGGGAGGGACCCGAACGGGAAGGCAUUCGUACAUGGUUGUGUUUCAAUGUCUGUCUGUGCAGAUGGCUCUGGGACUGAGGCGAGGUUCACGGCUCCAUCGAGCAUCGCAGUUGCCCACGAUGGGAAGGUGCUGGUGACCACCACGGAACCGCCCCGAGGUGCCCUGAGGGUGUUGUCGGUGGAUGAGGGUGUGACGACGACGACAGUGAGGGCCGCCACCGGAGGGCUGGCCAUCCACAAAGGUAAGGAAGGAUGUAGGCAGUACACAGACACACAAGCAGGCAGGAAGGAUAGAUAAGUCGGUCACUGAUGGGUGAGUGGGUGUAUGUGUCGGGGGCUCAGUUGUCGAGGCCAUGGUGGUCAUUCGUCCUCGCAGGACAUCAGUGUCGAGCAUUUUCGCGGACCGUGUCGUCCUCAAGUCCUCCGACGGCAGCCUUUACCUGUCCUCCUGGAAUGGUGAGCGUCAAGACAGUCAGUGAUCCCUGUCAGUCAUACACAUGACUUGACUGCUAUGGCCUGGUCUCUGCUUAGGGUCGGCGCCGACUGAGCCCAUCAUGGUUCGGGACGGCGUGUCUGUGCGUCUGCCCGCAUCCGACACUGACCACAAGGGCCGCAUUAUCUUCCUCGACGACCAGGGGAGACUGAUGGCCGGCACUCUCAUGCGCGACGCAAGGGACGGCGGCCUGCACUUCCGCCUCGACACACUCGCCCAACGAUCCCAACUGGCGGCCGCAGGCGUCGACACUGCACAUAUGGCCAUACCGUCAAGUGGCCCCGGGUCGCGGCCCAGCACGAGUCGGUGGGUGAGCGAGGCGAUAGUGCUGGGGAAGAGCGGCGAGGCAGUGUACUUGGUGAGCAGCCAGCAGGAGACCCUCUGGCGGGUGGACUUGCGUGACAACAUCCCCGCGUCCCACCGGGUGCUCGCCCUGUUGGAUCUGCCGCAGCGGCUCAACCUGCCGUCGAUGAAUGUGCACCUGACCGUCAACUCGGCCAGCGGCGACAUUUUCCUCGCUGCAGUGCACCGCGAGGACGGGUCGUGCGCCAUUCACCGCAUCAAGGAGGACGCCCAAUGCGGCGCGUCAUGCGACGUCGAGGGGCCGACGUCCUUCAUGGAGAAGAUGCUGACGAGUGGGCCCUUCAGUGACGUCCGCUUUGUGCUCAACAACGGCGGGGAGCUGCACGCACACCGCUCUGUGCUGGCGCUGAGAAGUGACUACUUCGCUCGCAUGUUCACCAGCGGUGAGUGAGGUGGUGGGUCUUCACACGAGCGCAUGGAGUGGCCGUUUGUGUCGUUUGUGUGUUGGUGUAGGGUUCUGCGAGGGUCAGGGCGACGAGACCGUCAUCGAGAUCACGGAGAGCAGGCCAGCCGUCGAGUCCCUGCUACGCUUCAUGUACAAGGGGACCCUCGAGCUCUCAGCCCCCGACGCACACCCAGACGCGCCGUCAGCCGAUGUGUUCGAGGUGUACUGCCUGGCCCACCGGUAUGACCUCAAGGGCCUCAUGACGCUGUGCCUCAACUACAUCCGCCACCGGUUCAACAAACACGAGGUACUGCAGCCACGUGGGCUGCAUGUCGACGAAUUUAAUUCGGAGGGCGACGCGGCCAUGGGGAGCCAGCAUGACGUGUUCCCCCGCCCCUGCCCGACGGCCUGCCGUGAGUGGAUCGCUGGUGGCAGGAGGGAGAGGCAUCACGAGCAGGACAAAGGGGACCCAUUCGGCGAAGCUGUUGACCUGUAAGUCAGGAACGGCCCUACUCACGAAGAGGCGAGACAGCGCCCUGUGCUGGUGUUUUGCCUUGGCCGCCCUCAGGUGUCUGCGUGCGCACCAGCAUGGGUUUGAUGAGAUAGUGGAGUUCUUCGUCAAGUGGCUCCAUCGUCACUUCUCCCGCGUCCCCGAGGCGGCCUUUGAGCGUCUACAGGCAGCGCCAUCCGUGCUGCUGCAGCUCAUCAAGCGGCUUCAGAACCAGCCGAAGCCGCUACACACACACCACAGCAGCACCAGCAGCCGCCACUGGUCCGCAACCUCCCCUGGAGCCUGGCGGCCGUCUCUGCCGACUGGCAGCCACCGCAGGGCUUCCAACAACGAGAUGAUGCCACCAUUGCGGCCGUUCCGUGCCGACCAACUGGGCGAUGAUGACGACGAGAGCGCCCCCAUGGUGCGGACUUCGCGGACGCUGCGGCGUGUGAGGCCGUCCUCCUCGCUGUCUUCAUCGGACGUGUCGCCUACCAACAGCAAUGUAUGGGUGUCGGGUCCGUCUGCUGAUCUCUUUGUGGGUGUCGGCAUGGGGCUGGGGAACGCUGGCGGGCAGCCGCAGGGGCGGCCGAGGUCUGCCAGGGAGAGGGGGGGCGGGGAUGAGGACCGAGACGAGUCGGUGUCAUCACGCAGAGCCGACAUGUGAGGCAAAGGAGGAGAGGUCGACCUCACCAGGCGGAAACGGUCGGCCUUUUCUUCCGCAACUUUUUGGACAGCGGUGACUGUGGCUGGUGUUCUGUGAAAGUGUGUGACGUGUACUGAGGGAGGGGAUGGAACAAGGUGGGCCGUCAGCCCCCCUGACACCGAUGCGUUGCCGGCGUUGCUGGUGGGGCUCUCGUCUGUGCUGUGCUGAUGCCGAACUUUCCCUCGCAGUAAGUAGCGUCGCUACUGGACCAGUGUGUCUGCAAGCACGGAGAGGGAUGGGUAGCAGAGGGACAGAAUGACAGGCCCUCUCCGUGGGCUACUCCAUGGGCUUUGGUGGACGCAGAUUGCAUGCAAAUGUGAUGGAUGCAUAUAUGUGUGGAUGGGAUGACUCACACACAGGUGCAAUGUCAGUCAUCGGCAUAGUGUCAG
Molecule: messenger RNA, 3101 nt
Organism: Vitrella brassicaformis
Lineage: Eukaryota; Vitrellaceae
Source: the annotation of a GenBank genome assembly